Acanthosepion pharaonis is the source of this 1338-nucleotide messenger RNA. NCBI's taxonomy places the organism in Eukaryota, Metazoa, Mollusca, Cephalopoda, Sepiida, Sepiidae. The record is from the annotation of a GenBank genome assembly.
AUGCCUACCGCUGUUCUUUUGAUGAGAUGUUUACUUAUCUUACUUGUACUUUCUGGUAAAGUUUCUUUCUUUCUUUUUUUCUUUCUUUCUUUGUUUCUUUCUCUCUUUGUUUCUUUCUCUCUUUCUUUCUUUGUUUCUCUCUUUCUUUCUUUCUUUCUCUCUCUCUCUCUCUUUCUUUCUCUCUUUCUUUCUUCACUCCGUUACCAUGGAAACAAUCUAUCUAUCUAUCUAUCUAUCAAGAAGCACACAGAUAUUUAUUCUCCGAAUUCGUCUUCCUCUCUUUUCCAGUCUUUCUUUUUUCUGUCUUUUUAUAAUCAUCCAACUUUCUAUCUCUUAAUAAUAAAUGUAUUUCUCUCUCUCUCUCUCCCUCUCUCUCUCAUCCUCUUCCUCUUUUCCCUUUCUCUCUCUCUCUCUCUCUCUCUCUCUCUCUCUCUCUUCACAUACACCUUCUUUAUAAUCGGAUCCCUACCGACUUUUUUUUACUGUAUAAUGUACAAAUCUAUCUAUCUAUCUAUCUAUCUAUCUAUCUAUGUAUCUAUCUAUCUGUCACAGUUUAUUCAUGUGUAUCUAUCUCACGAUAUUACAAAUCAAGCUUUUCUGGGUUAUUUCUUUUGUCUUCGGUAUGGUUUUCUUUAUUUUUUAUCUUUCGUCUUUAUUGCGUUUUCCUUUGUCGUUUCUUUCUCUUGUCUUUGUUCUGUGUCUUUUUUUUUUUUUUUUUCUUUAUCCUUCUUUUUUUUUCUUUCAUCUUUAUUCUCCUAUUUCUACCUUUUACUUUCUUUCGUCUUUACUUUCUUUCUUUUGUCUCCCUUUUUAUUUUCCUUUCGUUCUUUCGUUUUAAUCAGCUUUUCCUAUUCUUUUUCUUCCUUCAUCUUUAUUGUUCUCGCUCUAUCUUUUACUUCGGCUUUAUUCGGCUUUCUUUCUAUUAUCAUCGUUAUGUCUUUUGUUUCUUUUUUUUUCUUUCUUUCAACAUUAUUCGGCUUUUUCCUUCUUUUUUUUUUUCGCUCCCCCAUCCUUAUUCAGCUUUGUCUUUCUUUCUUUUUCUUUCUUUCUUUCUUUCUUUCUUUCUAUUUCGCAUUUCGUCAUAUUUUCCACUCUUUCUUCCUUCGUUUUUACUCGGUUUUUAUUCUUCUUUCCUUCUCUUCGUCGAUUUUCUUUCUUUUUAUUUCUCUCGACCUUAUUCUGCUUUUCCUUUCUUUUUUUUCUCUUUCUCUUUACUUUGCUUUUUUUUUCUUAUUUCUCCUCGUUUUUCUUUUUUAUUUUCCCACUCAUUUUUAUUUUGUUAUUCUUUACUGCUAUCCACUUCUCACUCUUUCAUUCAAAUCUCCCAUUUCUCCUUAA